Messenger RNA from Puntigrus tetrazona (Sumatra barb), 2158 nucleotides. It is a transcript of the gene pbx2, whose product is annotated as pre-B-cell leukemia homeobox 2. The transcript is spliced from 9 exons. The coding region runs from base 94 to 1353 and encodes 419 amino acids. Gene Ontology annotation, cellular component: nucleus. Gene Ontology annotation, molecular function: DNA-binding transcription factor activity, RNA polymerase II-specific; RNA polymerase II cis-regulatory region sequence-specific DNA binding. Gene Ontology annotation, biological process: animal organ morphogenesis; neuron development; regulation of transcription by RNA polymerase II. NCBI's taxonomy places the organism in Eukaryota, Metazoa, Chordata, Actinopteri, Cypriniformes, Cyprinidae. The record is from RefSeq and is a predicted model, not a curated record.
AGGGGACUCCAGCGUGGCGAUGCGUGGACACACACUCACUCACUCACUCACUCACAGUCACACACACUCAUCUAGAUUAAUGUACUGCUCAGGAUGUUGCAGCCGCAGCAGCCCAUCACAGGCAACGGGCCCAGCGCAAGCCGCGGUCUCGGGUUGAACGUCCACCCGGGAAUGCAUCCACUUAACCCGGUGCACCAGCCUUCUCAACACCGCCCCGAUGGAGACCCCGCGGGCCUCGAAGGCAACGAAAAUGGACACGACAACCGCCGGGACAUUGGAGAUAUCUUGCAACAGAUCAUGACGAUUACCGACCAAAGUUUAGACGAAGCUCAAGCAAAAAAACACGCUUUAAACUGUCAUCGGAUGAAACCGGCUCUAUUCAGCGUCCUGUGCGAAAUUAAAGAGAAAACCGGUCUUUCCAUGAGAAACGCUCAGGAGGAGGAGCCUCCAGACCCACAGCUUGUUCGAUUGGACAACAUGCUGCUGGCCGAAGGCGUGGCCGGUCCGGAGAAGGGGGGCGGAGCUGCCGCCGCGGUCUCUGCCGCAACCAGCUCUGGCGGGAUGUCUCCUGACAGCUCACUGGAGCACUCCGACUAUAAAAGCAAGUUGAGCCAAAUUCGGAACAUUUACCACACAGAGCUGGAAAAAUACGAGCAGGCCUGCAGUGAGUUCACUACCCAUGUUAUGAACCUGCUGAGGGAGCAGUCUCGCACCCGGCCCGUGUCUCCUCGUGAGAUCGAGCGCAUGGUGGCCAUCAUCCAUCGCAAGUUCAGCUCCAUUCAGACGCAGCUCAAACAGAGCACCUGUGAAGCGGUCAUGAUCCUGCGCUCACGCUUCCUGGAUGCCAGGCGCAAACGGCGUAAUUUUAGUAAACAGGCCACAGAGGUCCUGAACGAGUAUUUCUAUUCCCAUCUCUCGAACCCUUACCCCAGCGAGGAGGCCAAAGAAGAGCUGGCCAAGCAGUGCGGUAUCACUGUGUCUCAGGUGUCCAACUGGUUUGGCAACAAGAGGAUCCGCUAUAAGAAGAACAUUGGGAAGUUCCAGGAAGAGGCCAAUCUGUAUGCCAUGAAGACGGCCUUAGGGGCGACACAGAGCGAGGAAUCACCCCACACUCCAAACUCCACUGGCUCAGGGUCGUUCUCGCUGUCAGGGUCAGCUGACUGCUUCCUAGGAGUUCCUCCAAUGAACGGAGAGCAGCCUCCCUAUCACAUGGGGUCUCAGGACGCUCAAACACGCUUCUCAGAAAGACUCUAUAGUACCAGAGAGAGCCGGACUAAUGGGAACUGGCAGGAGCAGAACACGCCCCCCUCCGCCGCUUCACCCGGCAGCGACCACUCCGACAACUCGGACUGAUGGGCUCCGUCUGCUGGAAGGACGAAAGGAUGACGGUCACUCUUCUACCCAAAUGCAGUUUCAGUUUUGCGCAUUCGUUUUGUUUUUAGAAGCUCAUUAUCAGACUCGACAUCGAGCCUCGUUCGUGAAACGCGGCAAGCCGAUUACAAAGCCGUCCUCAUGACCGCUACCGUAUUCCACUCAGUGCGGUAAUCUACAGAAGAAUGGGCCUCGUUCAUGAAGCAUACAGCAAAUACACACGUUGUUUGCGAAACUGCUAGCUUAAGAUGCUAAUUUGCAUAAAAAGUUUUAUUUUAUGCAUUUGUUGAGCUUUUGUUUCAUGAAUGAGGCCCCGUCCUCCAUUUGGAUGAUGAGUUCAUGGCAUUUAGUUGCCGUCACAUAUUUUAUUUUAGUUUUGUCAUCACUUUCCACUACAUUACAACUUCCACUAUUUGUUACUGCAAUAUCUGGGUGUUGAAAGGGGAACUUUUUAAACUGCAUUAAGACUGCUUCAUUAUAGUUCUUACAUUAUUAUUAUUAUUAUCACUGCUCUAUAUUGUUUAUUCGAAGCUCAGAUCGAAUUGGCUUGGGUGAAGGGGGCAAUAGAGAAAAAUCCAAAGAUUGUUUGUUUGUUUUUUUUUCGUGUGUGUGUGCGUUUCUAUUUUUUACUGGGUUUGUGUAUGUAUCAGUUACAUGAAUGAGGUGCGUUUGCUGUCUUUAUUUACCGUUUGAAUGAGUAUAUCAACAGUGCUGUCUUUUCUCUGUACAGUGAAACACCUGUAUUCUCUACCUCUUUUACAAUAAAGACUGUCUGUGUACACAUUCA